AUGAUUGACUUUAAGCAGAAUCCGUUCAAAAUGCGCCUGCCCGGAGCAGGAGCAGCAGGAGGUGAAAGUCGCCUCAGUCGCAGUUGCCUGCGCGCGCGCCUAGUUUUUCGCUGGAAGAGCUGGACAUCGCACAUUUCCUUUUUGCAGGCGGAGCUAACAGAUGUGCUGCGCAAGCGUCGUAAUAGGCCCGAUGCCUCGGACGAGGAUCUGGGCCUGCCGCGCAGUCCCGUCUCGCCGCAGCGUCAUGCGGCCGCCGGGCAGAGCCGCAAGGCGGCGGGCUAUCAGCCGCGCGAGGUGUCCUCCCUGAGCCUGCUGAGCGUCAACAGCACCGAUGCGGAGGACAGCAGCCAAGGCCAUAGACAGCACGGGGACAACGGCCUGCUCGGUGCGGUGGUGCUGCGCGAGCGACAGGAGGCGGCGGACGACGACGUGGAUGCCGUGGGCGUGGAGCGGCAUCGGCUCUCGCAUGCGGCGGCCAAACACAAAAUGGCCAUUCGGCCCAUGAAGAAGAUGCCCACGCGGCAGCACAGACGGACGCUAGAGACCUCAAUACCUGAGGCCAACGAGGAGCUGAUCAAGCUGCAGCUGACUCAGGCGACCAAUCCCAGCUUGCGGGCUGUUAAGGAAAUGGAUCUGAAAACAAAGACGCGCUCUCUACCUCCGGGCAGCUCGCUGUCUGCCACCACAACAGCCACUGCCAACAGCACCACCAACAGCACCACCAGCAAAAGCCACUCCAAUGUGCGCACCAAGACAAUUGAGCAGAAGAGCUCAACGAUUACGAAUAUCAGCAGCAGCAGCGGCAGCAGCGAGCGAACAACAUCCUCCACAUCCACAUCCACAUCCACGUCGUCCUCUCAGACAUUUGGACUGCGUGCGCUCACCUUUAAGGCGGCCAAUGCGCUGUUCGAUGGGCGUGGCGAGUCGUCAACGGAUGGCGAUGAAGUGACUGCAGCCACAACGGAGUCCAGCGAGCACGGAUUUCUGCGUCGGCUCAUGCAGCGCAACUCGAAGCGCAGCAUUGCGCGUGCCAACGAUGGCCUGGAGGAUGUGGACACCGGCCACCAGAAUCUGGCCAAGAAACUGCAGAUCUCGACCUCCUGCCUGGAGGCAACGGCGCGUGAGCCCGUGCCGCUGCCCAGCAAAUCGCGCAGCGCCACCUCACACGAGCAGAACAUACAGGAGACGCGCCAGAACAUCAAGCGCGAGAUACACAACGAGGGCAAGCACGGACUCAACGCACUGGUCAGCAACUACGGCGUCCAGCCGCAGCCGCCCACCGCCGUGAAGCCCAAGUCGGGGCCAGCAGCGCGCCAGCGUUACCUGCCCAAGGAGCUGGGCGCCGGCCUGGACAAGCCGCUGCCGACGAGCGACAGCGACGUCACCAAUCUGCUGUCCAAGAGCUCGCGCGGCAACGACACCUUCCAGUCGACGGCCCUGGUGCGGGAGCAGGCACAGCUCAGGGCGGAGGCCAGCGUCACUCACUUCGAGCGCAAGCCACGGAUUGUCGGGCUGAGCGCGUUCCAGCAGAAGCUGUCGCGGUCCAGCGACUCGAUGGGCCAGCACUCGAGCUCCUCGAACUCGCUGGAGACCAGCACGGACGAGCCCUCGCCGCUGUACUACGAGGAGAAGCAGCGCAAGACGGUCGAGAAAUCGCGCAGUUUUCGCAACUACCAGGAGGAGCGACACGUGGCCAGCGAGUCGACAGCGAUGCACAGCAAUAUGCCCAGCCUGCCGGAUCUCUCCAUCAGUUUCCGUGUGCCGCCCGCCUACUACAAGCAGCCGCACUCGCAGCAGCAGCAGCAGCAGCAGGAGUCGCCUCGUUCACCCAUGUCGCCCAUAUCCCCGAAUGGCAAGUGCGUCUCGCUGGGCUUUGAGAUCAACGACAACAAGCUGCUGCAGGCGCGCGCCGAGUCCACGGGCAAGCUGGCCAGUGGGCAGGCCAAGGUCUCGCCGCAGCGCAGCUCCACGCUGCUGGUGCCCAGUCCGGGCCCGGCGAACAUCUCGGAGAUCGAGCAGAACAUCGAUCUGAUUGUCAAGUCGCCGAUGGUCAGUCUGCUGCGCAAAUCCGGCGCCGUUGGGGAGCAGAAGUCGCCGCAACGCCCCAAGGUGCUGGAGCUGAAGCAGACGACGGCCACCAGCAGUGCCGCUGGCUCGCCCGCUAGCCCAGUGACCAAGAGCCCACCAAGCACGCCCGGCAAGGGCGCGCCACGCGCCUCGAAAGAUGAGGCAGAGCCGGAGUUUAUGAAGAUCCAGCUGAAUCGCGUCGAUCCGGCACAGCUGCACAGCAAGGCCAAUCAUCUGGUGCUGGCCAAGAAUGUCAAAUUGUCGCCAGCCACGCCCACUGAGCGCAGCCAGAGCAGCGAUGAUCUGACCAUGCGACGCCUGAGCGCCGAGAGCGCAUCCAGCAUUCACAUAGUCGAGCGCCCCACCAAGCCGCUCAGCAGCAGUGCCAACAGUCCCGCCAGCCCCGCCCAGCCGUCACCCAGUAUUAGCCAGCCAGCUCCUGCCGAGCUGCGGCUGGCCAAGCAGCAGCGGGCCGCCAGCGCCAACAGCCUGCGCGCCAGCUAUGUCAGCAGCAGCAGCAGCUGCAGCUGCAGCGGUGGCAGCAGCGAGCUGCUCACGACGCCCGGCACACCAAAGAGCAGCGGGACGAGGCCAGCGGCGGAGGCUGUGGAGCAGGAGAAGGCCAAUGGCAAUCGGCUCUCGCUGGAGGAGCGCAAGCGGCUGUUCCUCAAUGAGGAGAAGACGCAGGCCGAGCGCAAGCUGACGGAGCGCAAGAAGCUGAUUGGCGAGGCCACGCCCCCAGUGACGCCCACCACACCGGUGACGCCCAGUGGGCCAGAUGCCAGCAAUGGCAAUGGCAAUGGCAACGGCGUGGUGCUGCGCAAGAAAUCCUUUGCCAGCGCCAAUGGCAAUAGCAACGCCAAUGCUAAUGUUAAUGCCAAUGUCAAUGCGAAUGGCGAUGUGAAUUCAACGGGCCAGGAGGAUGCCACGCCGGAGCUGAUGAAGGUCUUUGCGCGUCGUUCGCUCAAGGUGAAGGACGAUGAUGUGGUGGCCAUGGCUCAGGUGGCCGUGGCGAAUCACAAGAAGAUGUGCAAUGGCAGCCAGAGCGUCGAUAGCGACAAGGAGAACCAGUCGAACAGCGAGGAGAAGCUGGACAAGCUGACGCCCAACAGCGAGCCAACGAAGCUGGUCCAGUCCAACAGUCAUGCACAUGGCCACGCCCACAGCCACACUCACGCCCAGGCGCCGGGCAGCAAUCGCAGCACUGUGGCGGAUUUUCGCAAUCUCAACAACAACAACAAUGUGCAAUCAGCGCCACAGAAGCUGUCCAAUCUGCCGCCCAUAAAGGUCAGCAAUGCGCGCAAUGCCACAGUCAACAGCAGCAGCAACAACACCAGCAACAACAGCAAUAACAACAGCAGCAGCAGCAGCAGCAGCAACAAUUGUCGCAACAGAUACAGAUGCCACGCCCACCAAGCCCAUUGAGCGCUCCGCAACAGUGGGCGAAUUUAAGGGCAUUCACCAGCGUCGUGCAGAGUGGGAGCAGCGUGUGAAGGAGGCGCUCAAAUAAGCCGCUGUUAGCCCAACAGUGAGCGCUGUUAACUAACAGAAUCGCGUUACCUGCUGCUGUUCAUGCUCUGCUAUCUAGUGAUGCUCUCUAGUAGUAAUGUAAACGAACACAACUCUAAAGCAAACGACAACUAAUGACUAAAAAGAAGUAGAGAAAAAAAGAACAACAAAAAGAAGAAGAGUUAGACAAGGAAAGGAAAAGAAUAAUAAUAUUAAUAUUAAUAAUGUUAGCACAUAUUAAACGAGUUGGCUGUUUGAGCCCAUCCAAAGAAACGAGUUGCGUCUUCGAUCGAUCCUCAAAAUGAUUAGUUUGUUUGGCUUAUCGUUAAUAUAUAUAGUUUUUGCGUUUCAUUUGUGUUAGUGCACGUCAAAAUCUUAUAUAAAAUAGAAUCAUAAAUAAAAAAAAAUUGAAAUGAAAUGGAAAACUAGAACAGACAACUUGAAGGACUGUGAGUUAAAUUUACAAAUAAUAAUAGUAAUUCCUAAUGAUAUUCUACGAACAGCUCUGAUCUUGAUUUGCUGUAAAGCUGAUAUUCUCCAUCUCUCUCUAACUAACUAACUAACUAACUAUCCAUUUAACUAAUGUAAGCAACUUAAUGUGUAGACAAAUGCGAGCUUUUGAACAGGAUCAAUUUCCGUAACAACUCUAAUAAUAUCUGUAAUAGCAUUUAAUCUAUUAUUUUCAUAGCAAUAUAUAAAA
Molecule: messenger RNA, 4276 nt
Organism: Drosophila navojoa
Lineage: Eukaryota; Metazoa; Arthropoda; Insecta; Diptera; Drosophilidae
Source: RefSeq, a predicted model, not a curated record